AUGGCACGGGAUGAGCAGUGCAGGGAGGAGCUCAGUUAUGACCGGAUGCCCACCCUGGAGCGGGGAAGGCCGGAGGCCGGGAGCUACACCUCAGACGCCAAGCCCAACGACCUUCAGCUGUCGACAAGGCUGCCUCCAUGCUUCAGUCACAAGACAUGGGUUCUCUCUGUGUUGAUGGGGAGCUGUCUGCUUGUGACUUCGGGGUUUUCGCUUUAUCUGGGAAAUGUGUUUCCUUCCGAAAUGGAUUACUUACGUUGUGCUGCAGGAUCGUGCCUUCCCUCGGCAAUUGUGAGCUUUGCUGUUUCAAGGAGAAACAUCAAUGCGAUCCCUAACUUUCAGAUCCUGUUUGUGUCCACGUUUGCCAUCACCACUACGUGUUUAAUCUGGUUUGGAUGCAAACUGGUUGUGAACCCCUCAGCAAUAGACAUAAAUUUUAAUCUGGUUCUUCUCCUUCUGUUGGAGCUUUUCACGGCAGCCACGGUGAUCGUCUCAGCACGGUCGAGCGAGGCGUAUUGUAAGCAGAAGGGUUCCAUGUCAGAUAGCACCAACAUUUUGUAUGAAGUGGCAUUUCCUGCUCGGGUCCUGAAAUCCUAUUCAGUCAUCGAGGUGAUUGCUGGCGUCUCUGCCGUCCUGGGUGGGGUCAUCGCUCUGAACGUGGAUGAUGCUGUCUCGGGACCACACCUCUCCGUGACGUUCUUUUGGAUCUUAGUGGCCUGUUUUCCAAGCGCCAUUGCCAGUCACGUCACAGCUGAGUGUCCAAGCAAGUGUCUGGUGGAGGUGCUGAUUGCCAUCUGCAGCCUCACGUCCCCGCUGCUGUUCACUGCCUCUGGGUACCUGUCGUUCAGCAUCAUGAGAAUCCUGGAGAUCUUCAAAGACUACCCGCCAGCCAUCAAGCAAUCCUACGACGUGCUGCGGUUGCUUCUGAUGCUGCAGCUGCUGCUGCAAGCCGGCCUCAACACUGGCACCGUCAUCCAGUGCGUGAGCUUCAAGCUGGGCGCGUCCUGGGAUGCUGCGCAGACCGGCCAGCAGGAGCGCCCAGCAGGGGAGGCUGAGAAAAGCUCUCGAGUUAACAGAGCUUUCCCACCUGCCUCCUGCACUCGGGUGGCCCCCGGAAGAAAUAACACUUUGCCUGUUUGGCCACAGGUAUCCAGAAGCCCCCUGAAGGAGUUCGACAAGGAGAAAGCGUGGAGGGCCGUCGUGGUGCAGAUGGCCCAGUGACCGUGGGGCGGGGAGACCGAGGCAGGAGCAGGGCCCCUGCCUGGCUAGUUGUCUUGAAGCUACCACUUUCUAACUUGCCCUUCACCUUCGUCCAGGCCAGGCUGCAAGGUGGAGUCUUCAUUUCUUUUAGUAGCUUAGUUGUUAAAUAGGCAAGUGUUGACCAUUUUGUGCUUAGGAGUCUUUCAGUUCCUCACCCCCAAGGCGCCACCGCACGCACCGUGGUGUGGGGCUCUCAGGUGAGGAAGGGGCUUGUGCUGGAGCCAGACCCUCCCGGCACCGACGCCUAGGCAGGCCUUGCACGUGCGGCCAGCCGCCCGUCUGCUCCUUCUUCACCUCGCUGGUUUCCCGGGCCCAUUCUUGUCGAGCACUUACCUUAAGCAGUCGACAGCCGGGCUGUGGAUGGCCCCACGUGGGUCUUACCGACUCGGGCGUUUCUCUCUGGAGACGUGUCUGCCAAGCACCGUCUCUGACCACGGAGCAGAGCUGUGUGGGGAGCCCCUUCUCCGCAGGACCGUGGUCACAGGCAGCCCCCACACCCAUGGCUGUGCCUGUGUGGCGCUCACGUGCCCGAACUUCUGCCCUCUGUCUUAGACCGAGCCGUUCCAGAAGGACCCUGCCCACUCACUGGUGCCGGUGAUGUCCGUGUCAUGUGUGGUAUGCAGAGCCCAGGUCAGCAGGGGCUGUCUGCACUUGUGCUGGGUGGUACCCAGCUCCUGAGCCCUUUUGUCAACACCCACACUAAGAGUGACCCUGGCCACUGUGACAGCUCAGUGUUCUUUGGGGUGGGGCCAAAGGUAGAAACUUGGGCCACGUUUCUGGGUCUCAUUGGCUUUGGUGAUGCAGGUGGGGCUGGGCCCCCUACCUCCUCUCAUGGGUUCUGCUGGCACUCCCAUUACCAUUCUCAAGACGUGAGACAGAUGCCCCCCAGAACCCUCAUGGGGGUCAUCACUGGGCAUUCUCCAGCUCCCUCCAUUUCCUGACCUCACUUACCUGAGGUCCAGCCCAGGCCACGGGUCUCUUCCAUCUGUCACUGCCCCUCCUGCCAGACAGCGAAGACGGUUUGGGUGUGAGAAUAACAUUUGCUUCAGUUAAAAUCACCGCCAAGAAUUGUGUGCUGUCUCCUUGUCCCCUGAGUAUACCUGGAAUUUUCUGGAAGAACGAUUAGCUUUUCUCAGUUGACAUGGGCACUGGUAAGUCUCCAGUGGGCGGGGAGCACCUUCUGAAAAUGGAAACGUUCAUGGUUUCAGGAACUGUCUUGGGGCCAGUAUCUGCAUUCACAAGGCUGCACGUGCAAGUGGUUGUGUCUGCUUCACGUGAGGAGCUCAGCGGUUGUGCGGGAAGGUGCUGACGUUUGCUCUUUCCUGUAGCUUGUUCGUGAGGAUUGGCGGGGGCUGACUGGGUAUAGACCUGGGGGGGGGGUGGGAUUCAGGGAUCCUCCCCGGUUUCUCAUUGCUCAGCACGAGUGACUGGCUGCCAGGGUGUCUUCACAGCAUUCACGGCAGGUUGGGUCGGGAAGAAGGCAGAAGAGACAUGGGAAAGGGGGAGAGUGCCAGCCGAGGAGGCAUUGUCCUCAGCCAGCCAGCCCCUGUCUGCUGUCCUUGGCCAUGUCCCCAAAUAAGCAAAAGCAGGGGAGACGGCUCUUUCCUGCACACGUGCAGGCCCCCCGGCCACAGUCGAGGUCACCUCCCCUUCCUACAGCUCCCAGGCGAGGAGGCCAGUGGGGGGAUCUGCUCAGGAGCCUGGGACGGGAGCCACGGAGACAGCACAGGCCACUCUGAUAUUUCCUUGGAUGUCCCAGAAGUCUGAGUCUUAGAGCUGGAAUUAGGCACCUAGGGCUUGGUACUGGCUUGCACUUUAUUUCAGAUAGAGCUUGAGAAAUCCAGACAAAUGGGGUUUUAAAAAUGUACGAUUCUUUUUCUGUCAAUUUACAUUUGUUUGAUAUAGUUUAAUGACUCCUGAAUAAAUGCUAACA
Puma concolor (puma) is the source of this 3190-nucleotide messenger RNA. RefSeq names its product modulator of VRAC current 1 (gene MLC1). Gene Ontology annotation, cellular component: cytoplasmic vesicle; plasma membrane; endoplasmic reticulum. Lineage: Eukaryota; Metazoa; Chordata; Mammalia; Carnivora; Felidae. The record is from RefSeq and is a predicted model, not a curated record. Gene Ontology annotation, biological process: regulation of response to osmotic stress.